GUGCUAUUCCGUACCACGUGAUCGCAGGCACGCGCUACACGGCACGUGCAGUCUCGUUUUCGUAGAUGAGGUAAUUAUCGGACGUGUAUUCUUUCCAAUAUGUCCUCUUUAAACAUCUUGAAGCCUAGUAAUUACUCAUCGGAUAUCAUGGAAAAGCCGAAAGGAUCUCCCAUGGUAAAGGUUGUCAACUUCAUCCUCCACAAGGUCUUUCGUCGCAAGAAACCAGGAUCCAUCGACAGUCCUUGCUCCGGCGAAGGAAGCUAUUUAUCGUACUCAGAGGUCGACCUCGAAAGCCUCAGCUCUGCGGUGCGACGUACACAGGAAAUGCUUGGCAGGCCACUGACGCCCCCUCUCAAGCCUCCGAGGCACAUCGUACGCGAUGAAGACGAAUUCUGUACCCCGACAUCGUCUGCACGAUUUGAUUUUAGUAGCUCACAAGUCUCCGAACGCACGCAAACGAAAGAUGCCGCAGUCGAAGCAUGCGAACGCGACAUUGACCACUGUCUGGAGCAGGACGACAACUAUUCUGUGACGUACGGCAAUGAAGAAUUCCAAUUAACGCCACAACGAGUGACUCCGCGAAGCACUAGGAAAACGCCACCACAAAGCUCAAAAUCCGUCCAAAACUUGCCGGUGGAUAACGUUGAAGAAACUCGGCGUCCUAGGCAUGCACUGUCCAGGCAUCCUUGGGGGCCAUCUCCAGAGAGAACUACAAAUGGAAAGGCACCCAAGAGGCCUACGAGUCAUCGUGACGUACGUCUCACGCCAUGCGUGAAGAAGAGCGUAGCCGGGCUGACGAAAGAAAUUGGGGUUCUGAAAGAACGAGACUGUUUCACUGGCAGCGCGCUCCCAGCAGACCAUCGAGUGGAGUCUAUGAAGCAUUCCCGUUGUGUCCCCGAACGAGCUGCAUCUGUUCCCAAGCUUCUGUGUCAACCCAUCGAUCGGACGGCACACACAACAAGCGCGAAGCUUGAUGGUAACGGGGCUUUUGUACCCGUUGACGAAACCGUUGAUCCGCAGAGCAAUCGCUUAGUGGGCUUUGGAAGGUGGUCGUGUACUCCACGAGACGUCUCGGAACCCACAUCUUCAUGGAGAACCUCGAGAGGCCUGGAAGGUUUUCAGAGGCGAGCUUCUGUAAACGCGGUGGUGACUACGAUACCGCGAAGUAAUCGGACCCAUGAUACCUCUCUGGAUUCUCUAAGUCGAAGACCCGCGACAUGCCCUGGUACAGGGAAAGCUUCGACUACCCGUUCUGGAAGGCGUCUUGUGAAGGUCGAACAUCGACCACCGACGCCGUACUCGAUGUCGCACUUGGAAACCGCAUAUCAGGACGCGGCUCCUUCUAAGUUGUGCAGGACCAACGGACAGACCAGUCUUGUCCAGGGCAAAUCGCCAAAGGACCGCGGAGAUGGGUCGUCUCCGUUCUUGAAGACGUCUCCGUUCAGUCGAUUUCGACAUUCCAGUUACUCUGGUGUCAUGAUGGCCUGUGGAGACGAGUCCGUGCUAAGCAGGGCCCGCCUUCCUCGCGUUCAAGACUUGUAGACUGUGGUAAAGUAGGUGACGCUGUCCAUGCACGAAGUAAUUUAAUUGCCUUUCGUUUGCAGUCAGUUCAAUUUUUAGUUUGCUCUGAGAAAUGUGUUGUUGGCGCUAGGUUUCUGUGCGCGAUUCUUCGCGGCGCCAAAGGCCUGCCAAAUGGCAGACGAAAUAAAUCUUAUUUAUUUCUUUACAAAUACUCUGUUAACGUGAAACAACAAUCUUACGAUUAAUAAAUACCAUAUUUAAUGAA
Messenger RNA from Ornithodoros turicata, 1786 nucleotides. RefSeq lists its product as uncharacterized. The coding region runs from base 100 to 1542 and encodes 480 amino acids. The transcript is spliced from 2 exons. NCBI's taxonomy places the organism in Eukaryota, Metazoa, Arthropoda, Arachnida, Ixodida, Argasidae. The record is from RefSeq and is a predicted model, not a curated record.